AUGUCUGACGUACUCGUAUACUCCGGACCAGGGGUCUCCACCUCGGCCCUCCACCACACGCUCAGAACCCUCCGCACCCUUCUCUCCACCUACGACGUCAAAACAGUCGAUGCCCGAACCCUCGCCCUCGACCCGUGGCAGAACGGCACAGCCCUCGUAGUCCUCCCUGGCGGCCGAGACCUCCCUUAUGUCUCUGAAUUAGCUCGACCGUACACUCGCUCCACUGAAGGCGCAUCGUCUUCGUCCUCCAUAGGCUCGGAACGCACAGCCUGCCGCGAGAUCAGAUCGUUCGUCGAGUCGGGUGGAAACUUCCUGGGCAUCUGUGCAGGCGCAUACUAUGCUUCGAGCCACUGUGCGUUCGAAAAGGGCACAGGAAUGGAGGUGGAUGGCGAAAGACCGUUUCUGAAGUUCUUCCCGGGUACGUGCCAGGGUACGGUCUAUCCUGGAUUUGUGUAUGAAUCGGACAAGGGCGCAAGGAUUGUUGAUAUCGAACGCACGAUCGGGUCUGGCGGGGAAAAGGAUCAGUGGAGAUGUCACUACAAUGGAGGUGGAGCAUUCAUAGAUGCUGACAGAUAUCAGGGCCAAGGAGUGGAGGUGCUUGCUCGAUAUGUUGCUAUUCAACCAGACGAACUGCAUCUGGAUAUCGACCUCAACGCUUCGAGCAGGGCUCAGCGUCGAACAGACUAUUCGGGACAGGCGGCUGUAGUGAUGUUAAGUGUUGGAUUGGGCAAGGCACUGUUGUUCGGAACACAUCCCGAGUUUCCUCUUGUGCUAACGUCCACUCCAGUAUUGCAGGCGGAGAACAGCCAAGAACAGAAUAACAAGGAGGAGCGAGACCAACAGCUGCGGGUCCACGAACAGCGAAGGCUGCAGUGGAUGCACGAGCUCUUCACUCAUCGACUUGGACUGCGGUCGGAGCUUCCGCUGUGGGCGCUGCCUUCCGCCAGCGCUGCUGCUGCAACAGCAAUCAAUUUAAGUGCGAUAGGUACGGCUAUCGAAACUGAAGAGCCUAAGCUGCUGCCCAUCUACCUCGCCUCCUUCGGCGAUGAUAACGAUUCGAACAAGAUCGUCGACGAGAUCCUGCAAAAGCUUGCGGCAGACAAGUCGUCUGGAUCUGUCUCGCAUCUGCAAGGCUUUGAGAACUGCGAUGCUCUCCAGACUGCAAACAUCGCCAGCAUCAAAGAUUCAAACGACGCGAUGCAUUUCUCCAUCGCCGACGCGAAAAGCACCCGCGAAGCACAAGCGCUUUGCACUUCAGCAGACUACGACGCAUUCUCAAAACCCAUCAUUCCGACUACCACCGAUGCAGCACCAGAAGAAUCAACCCCUGACAAAGAGGUAGACCUAGACUCAGUCCCCAAAUACAUCCUCGCCUGCAAAAAGACGCGCCCAACCACCGACAUCUUGCCCUAUUGGAACAUCGACGAGUACGAAAAGCAUCUCACUCACUUCCGCAAUAUCAACCUUCAAAACGAGCAGAACAAAGUUCCUGGCCACUGGUCUACCUGGCGUCCACCAUAUGACCCUUUCAACCCGUUCGGCUCUUCCUCUUCCACCACUGGGUCUAGUGCAGCAGUGAGGUUCGGUACGCCAAUGCUGUACACCCAAAUGGUAACCUCAACCCAGACAAUGCUGGAUAAGAACUUCAGAUUGCUUUCAGCUUUGCCGGUGGGAACAACUUUCUUCGCGACGCAACAGAUGAGUGGUCGUGGACGUGGUGGUAAUCGCUGGAUUUCUCCUAAGGGAUGCUUGCAAUUUUCAGCGGUGUUCAGAGUACCUGUUUCGAUGGCUAGCAAGACUGUUUUCCUCCAAUACCUCUCCGGGUUGGCGGUGGUGGAAGGUAUCAGGCUCGCUCUCGGAGACUCUGAUGCAGGGAAGAGGGUGGCAGGUAAAGUCCGAAUCAAGUGGCCGAACGAUAUCUAUGCCGAGAUCCCAACCGUCGGCUCCACGGCAGGAGGGGAACGAGCCAAAACGGCCACUUUCGAACUGGACGGCAAACGCUACGCCAAGCUCGGCGGCAUCCUCGUCAACUCUCAAUUCAGCGGUGGCAACGAAUUGGUUCUGAUCUCUGGUUGCGGUGUGAAUUGUCUCAACCCUCGCCCAAGCACUUCGGUCUCUGAUCUCAUCUCCAUUCACAACACUGCUCACCCAGAAGCAGCACUGGAACCGAUCACGCAGGAGAAGCUAGCUGGUGCGAUACUGUCCACCUUUGACUCGAUCUGGAAAACCUUGAUGGAGCACAGUGGAGACUUUAGGCCUUUUGUUGAGCGGUAUAGGGAGAUCUGGCUGCAUAGCGAUCAGGAAACGACUCUCACUCAGGAUGCGAUUAGAACUACAGGGAGCGGGGAGGAGAGCGUGAGGAUUGUGGGUAUUUCUUCGGACUAUGGAUUGUUGCAGGCUGUGCCUAGGACGUCUAGUGUAAGGUCGAGUGAUGGGAAGGCUUGGGGAGGGUCCGAGGAUGCAAAGAGGAAUGGGAUUAUUCAAUUGCAACCUGAUGGAAACUCGUUUGAUAUGCUGCAGAAUCUGGUUAAGAGAAAGGUCUGA
Molecule: messenger RNA, 2544 nt
Organism: Ustilago hordei
Lineage: Eukaryota; Fungi; Basidiomycota; Ustilaginomycetes; Ustilaginales; Ustilaginaceae
Exons: 1
Coding region: 1-2544 (847 amino acids)
Biological process (GO): protein modification process
Cellular component (GO): cytoplasm
Molecular function (GO): biotin--[biotin carboxyl-carrier protein] ligase activity
Source: RefSeq, a predicted model, not a curated record